This is a messenger RNA of Penicillium egyptiacum, 1032 nucleotides long. Lineage: Eukaryota; Fungi; Ascomycota; Eurotiomycetes; Eurotiales; Aspergillaceae. The record is from the annotation of a GenBank genome assembly.
AUGGUGUCCAUAUCCAGGAUUGCUUUUGUCACCUUCGGGGUCAUUCAAGGGGCAACUGCGUGGGGUGCAUUAGGCCACGCAACUGUAGCCUAUGUUGCACAGCAUUACAUUUCUUCUGAAGCCGCAUCAUGGGCAAAAGAAAUUCUGAACGACACUUCCAGCUCAUACCUAGCAAAUAUUGCUUCCUGGGCGGACAAAUAUCGCCUCACAGACGACGGCAAAUGGUCAGCCCCAUUGCACUACAUUGACGCCAUGGAUGACCCGCCAAAAAGCUGCAACGUGGACUACGAGCGCGAUUGUGGAGAUGAAGGCUGCUCGGUUUCUGCCAUUGCCAAUUACACCCUGCGCGCAGGCAAUGGCAAACUUAGCACUGUCCAUACUGCCGAAGCUCUCAGAUUCCUCGUGCACAUCAUUGGCGAUAUCACGCAGCCACUGCACGACGAGAACUAUGAGGUUGGCGGGAAUGGCAUCAACGUCACUUUUAACGGCUACGAUGACAACCUUCACUCGGAUUGGGAUACAUAUAUGCCCGGAAAGCUGGUUGGCGGCAGUUCGCUCACGGAUGCGCAAGGAUGGGCCGACAGCCUGGUCGAUGAGAUUAAUUCCGGCACCUACAAGAAUCAAGCUGAAAGCUGGAUCAAAGGCGAUACUAUCAGUGAUACUGUCACCACUGCUACUCGAUGGGCGUCCGAUGCUAAUGCCUUUGUCUGUACUGUUGUCAUGCCGGACGGAGCUGCUGCCUUGCAGACCGAUGAUCUCUACCCGACAUAUUACAACUCCGCCAUUGGCACGAUCGAGCUGCAGGUUGCCAAAGGCGGUUACCGACUAGCCAACUGGCUCAACCUGAUCUACGAGCAAAAGAUUGCUAAACAUCGGCCAGGGAAAUUCGGCGAAGGGUCCCGAGAUGCAGAUCCUGAGCCCGAGAGUAACCGCAUGUCUCUUCGCCCUCGUCAGAUGAGUCGUGCAAAUUUGGCUAGAGCUGCUAUGGGAGGAUCUUGCUGCACCUCAGAAGGACGUGAGCAUAGCCAUUGA